Molecule: messenger RNA, 4795 nt
Organism: Balaenoptera acutorostrata (minke whale)
Lineage: Eukaryota; Metazoa; Chordata; Mammalia; Artiodactyla; Balaenopteridae
Gene: WASF3
Product: WASP family member 3
Exons: 11
Coding region: 282-1787 (501 amino acids)
Biological process (GO): actin cytoskeleton organization; positive regulation of Arp2/3 complex-mediated actin nucleation
Cellular component (GO): cytoskeleton
Molecular function (GO): protein kinase A regulatory subunit binding; Arp2/3 complex binding; actin binding
Source: RefSeq, a predicted model, not a curated record
GGGGCGCCGGGCGGCCGCGGGGCGGCGGGACCAUGGAGCUGGGAGCGAGGCGCCGGCGACGGCGGCGGGACCACGGACCGGAGGUCCACACGUGUUUGAGUGCCUACUAUGUAUCACGCUAGUUACUGGUGAUGACAGUUGAUACAGCCAAGCUCCUGUCGUCAGAAGCUAGAGAGUUUUAAUUUUGAUUGCUGUUACUACUGAUAUCUGAGCCAAAGUGGCGAUGCUGCCUGAGGGACAUUUCUGCAACCCAUAAGUCAACAGUUACACGAUUGUGAGCCAUGCCUUUAGUGAAGAGGAACAUCGAACCCCGGCACUUGUGCCGGGGGGCCCUGCCCGAGGGCAUCCCCAGUGAGCUCGAGUGUGUGACCAACAGCACCCUGGCUGCCAUCAUACGCCAGCUGAGCAGUCUGAGCAAACAUGCUGAAGACAUAUUUGGUGAGUUGUUUAAUGAGGCCAACAACUUCUACAUCCGAGCAAAUUCCCUUCAAGACAGAAUCGAUCGCCUUGCUGUCAAAGUCACCCAGCUGGAUUCAACAGUGGAAGAGGUGUCACUACAGGAUAUCAACAUGAAGAAAGCUUUCAAAAGUUCCACAGUCCAAGACCAGCAGGUGGUUUCAAAGAACAGCAUUCCUAAUCCUGUUGCUGACAUUUACAACCAGAGUGAUAAACCACCUCCUCUGAAUAUCCUUACGCCAUACAGAGAUGAUAAAAAGGAUGGCCUGAAGUUCUAUACUGAUCCUUCCUAUUUCUUUGACCUCUGGAAGGAAAAAAUGCUACAGGACACAGAAGACAAAAGGAAAGAGAAAAGACGUCAAAAGGAGCAAAAGCGUAUAGAUGGCACAACCCGAGAGGUGAAAAAGGUUAGAAAAGCCAGAAACAGGCGCCAGGAGUGGAAUAUGAUGGCGUAUGACAAAGAGCUUAGACCCGACACCAGGUUGUCGCAGAGCGUACACCACGGAGCGUCUUCCGAGGGAUCCCUGUCCCCAGACACUAGGUCCCACGCAUCGGACGUCACGGAUUACUCGUAUCCCGCCACCCCCAACCAUCCUCUGCACCCGCAGCCCGGGACGCCUUCCCACGGAGCCGGUGACGCACCGCCACGCGGGCCGGCAGCCCAGGCCCCCGAGCACGAGUACCGGCCCCCGUCGGCCUCGGCCAGGCACCUGGCCCUGAACCGGCCCCAGAAGCCGCCUCCGCCCCCGCCGCAGGCCGCAGAGGCGUCGCAGGCCCCCGCGCCCUUGGCUCCCGCCGACUACGGGAUGCUCCCGGCACAGAUCAUGGAGUAUUACAACCCCUCAGGACCCCCGCCGCCGCCGCCCCCGCCCAUGAUCCCUUCCGCACAGACUGCCUUCGUCAGCCCCCUCCAGAUGCCCACGCAGCCCCCCUUCCCGGCGUCCGCCGGCCCCUCCUACGCGGGUCCGCCCCACCCUCCCUCCGGUGGGCUGGUGGUCAUGGCCCCGCCGCCCCCGGGCCCCCCGCCGCCGCCGCCGGGCCCUCCAGGUGCCGGCUCUUCGCUCUCCUCCUCCCCGAUGCACGGCCCGCCGGGAGCCGAGGCCAAGAGGCCGGAGGCUGCGCAGCCGCCCGUGAGCGACGCCCGGAGCGACCUCCUCGCUGCCAUUCGGAUGGGAAUCCAGCUGAAGAAGGUGCAGGAACAGCAGGAACAGGAGGCCAGGCGCGAGCCCGUGGGCGACGACGUGGCCACCAUCCUGUCGCGGCGCAUCGCCGUCGAGUACAGCGACUCGGAUGACGACUCGGAGCUGGACGAGAACGACUGGUCCGACUGAGGCUGGCGCCCCGGGGACCGGGCGGGGCAGUGUGCUGACGACUUCUGUGGUCCCAGCACCCAGAUAGUGGUAUUAUAAUCCCGUAGCUUAGCGACUUUUGUAUCAAUAACGUGAGAUUGCUUUUGCACAUCCAAAAAUUCUGGGUUUUUCAGUAUUUACUGUGGAAUACUUAAGUGCCACUAAACAUAGCAAACCGUGCUGCACACGAGGAAAUAAGCUGUAACUAUUGCUUUGUCCUGAAAACAGCCUUCUGCUUCCUUCCUCUUGGCCAUGAAGGUACGUAGUGCAGUUUGGGUUCGCUCUCCUUGAUCAUUAAAAUCCUGCAGACUUGCUGUGUGUUUGUGAAGCUGCCUGAUGUCUGGUCUUUGCAAGAUUAAUGACUGUGCGUCAGACUGAUGUCUUCCCAUCAGUAAGUGAUAUUGUUUCCACUUUUUUUUUUUUUUAAAUGUGUUUCAGAAGAAGAAGUUGGUUCUAGAGAGAAAGAUUGGACAAGUAGGAGAAUUAGAUGUUUCUGUUUUCAGUUUCUCGGCCUGGUAGCCUCUGUGAGUUGGAAUGUUCUGUUGAAGAAUUUCGUUUCCUUUGCUCACUCUUGUGAAAUGUGAACUUGGCCCUUUUCAGGCAGGAUUCCCUGUGGGCAUCCAUGGAGUCAGUGCUUGUUGAUGAGUUUUGUAAGAGGUUUCAGCAGCGCAGUAGUAAUGAAAGCGGAGAACAGCCCUUCUUCCUUCUGGGCCAUUGCCAUCUGCGAUGGCACGCAGAACCCUUGGCAGCCCUUGCAGCUCGGGUACCAGCCCGUCCGGACCCGGGUGGUCCCCGAGCUGCGGAGCCCAGCAUGGCCCCGGGUGCAGAGCCCUGCACAACCUCUCUUCCGGAGCCACGGGCCAAGUGAGGCCACGUGGAGGCCUCGGUGCUGCAGAGAAGGCGCCAGGUGGCACCUCGCCCCACCUGGUCUGAAUCCUGACAGCUUCAGUUUAGGUGAAAGGAGACUUGGGCAGCUUUUCACCUUUCCUGGUGCUGUGGCCAGUUAGGGACCCGGCACGAGUAGAGCCUUCGCUCUGUCCUAGAAGCACAUGGGUCCCUUUCCCACACGGUCGUCAGCACACGAGGCUGGACCAGGUACCUCAGAGGAGAGUCGCCCCUUCGCUGGAGCAGGUCAUGUCCCUUCCUCGUCCCCUCCCACAUGGUGACACGUGAGCCCAGGCAGAUUUUCCUGCCCAAGGCAAACCCCUGGGAAACUCAUGAAUGAGAGCUUACAUUCUGUAAUGCUGGGUGAAGGGUAACUGCUUGUUUGGAAGGAAUAAACACCCCAGGCUUUGAUCUCAGAUAUAACUUCACGGAUGUACGAGACACUUUACCCACUGAGCAGUUCUUUCUUCUGUACUGUGUGUCAGACGGACUGUGGGUCCUAGCGACUCUCAGUUGUGACCCAGGAAUCUGUAGCUGAGACAGAGGUGUUUGGGUGGAUGGUAGAAUGUCAGCAGGACCCCGACUGCCGGGUUUUGUUAAUGAGUUCUCCUCAGGACGUCACCGGCCCCCCAUCACGUCUGUGUCCCCGAGGGACACUUGUGGCCUGUGGAAGGUCGUGGUCAUCCUGUAAGGACAGCCUGACGGGCUUUUAGUCACCUAGGUUGGAACUCUGAAAAGCCUCAGGUCUGUAUUACCUUUCCCAGUGCCCGGGCCAGGUUAUCUGAGUCUUUUCAGCCAAAGCCAGCUGUCUGGGCACGUGGUUCUUGAGUUUCUGUGUCUUGGAGCUCGUCACCGUACGUUUAUUGCCUGUAAGUAGUAGUUAUUAAUGAACUUUUCAGUUUCUCUCUUUAAUUUCUCUCCUUUUUUUCCCCAAUGCAGCGGCCAACUGUGUUGGCAUUUUCCUUGGGACUUUCACCAAUUUUGAUCGUAUUUUGUCUUUCUUAUAAUAUUUUGUCUUUAGCUUUACUUUGGAUAAGGAUCACCUGUGUCAUUCUAGAACUUGUAUUUGGUAAUGCUUCUUUGUUUUUUUUAUGUCCCUUCUGUCCUCAGGAUGGAGAGAAUGCAUAAAGCUACUAUCCAUGUCAGGAUUUCUUCUAUUUAUAUCCUAUUACAAUAAAAUUAGUGGCACUUUAUUCAUAAAUAUUCAUGAGCCUGUUAAGUAUUGGUUGUCUUCCUGUAGUUUAAUCAACAAGUUAUUUUCAACUUGAUAUUCUGACUAGUGAAAAAGCUUUUGCCCUGAUAUGUUAUGUAGCCUUUAAAAGAAGGGGAGAGGACUAAAAUCCAGUUUAGAUUAUUUUUUGCAGUAUUUUUCUCAGCGCAUUUGAUUUAUUCUAAAAAUGAAAUCCAGACUUUUUCUAAUAUGAUAGUACAUGAAAAGGAAAAAGUGACUAUUUUGAAUUGUCCGUUCUCAUUUUCAAAAAGUAUUUACAAAACAAAUGGAGAAAAACGUAAAAUGCAUCCUUCAUAUCCAUGGAUUUUACAUUUUAAAGUAGUUGUAUGUUGUAAGCUUAUUUUAAAUUGUCCCGUUUCCCCCCGUGUGUAUUUAGUUUAAUUUCUUACAAGCUUUUCCUCAUGUCAUAGAUCAGGCAGAGGGAUGAGAAGCUUCCUCAGAACCACCCAUGCUGUGGUUGAUUUUCUGUUGUUGGCCCCAAACCAUAAGAUCUGGUCACUUACGUUUUUCUUCAGUAGAAGUAUACUGUUGGAGAAUUAGCAUUUUCAUUUCAGUAAAUUUUUAGAAUAUCGAAAUCUUUUCUGAGCACCAAGUGGCUAGGUUGUGAAAGUUCUAUAAUAAUUUGCAGCUGAAAUUCAUGAUACAUUUUCAUCCACUGAACACUCAUGGGAAUGUGUCAGCGACAGUAGCAAGUAAUUUUUGUUUUCUAAACCAGAGUCUGUCAUCUUGCAGUAUUACCAAUGCUGUUGUACAUUGAAUUUAAAGUGGUAUUAAAAAAACAAACCUCCUAGUAAAUAAUUUUUAUCUGUUUGUAUAUCUUACUAUAGAUUAUGUACAAGUAACAUCUAAAUAAAAUUACACUUUUAACCCUAAA